Messenger RNA from Bacidia gigantensis, 927 nucleotides. RefSeq lists its product as uncharacterized. Gene Ontology annotation, biological process: chromatin organization; regulation of DNA-templated transcription. Gene Ontology annotation, cellular component: Rpd3S complex; NuA4 histone acetyltransferase complex; nucleus. The record is from RefSeq and is a predicted model, not a curated record. The coding region runs from base 1 to 927 and encodes 308 amino acids. The transcript is spliced from 4 exons. NCBI's taxonomy places the organism in Eukaryota, Fungi, Ascomycota, Lecanoromycetes, Lecanorales, Ramalinaceae.
AUGGCUCCUGCUCGUGACCUCACCUUUCCAAAAGACGAAAAAGUGCUGUGUUUUCAUCAUGAGCUACUUUACGAAGCAAAGGUUCUAGAUUCGAAAUUGUCAAAUCCGUCAGACAAAAAGAGUUCUCUGCUCUAUCGAGUUCAUUACAAGGGAUGGAAGAACACUUGGGACGACUGGGUCCCGGCGGAUCGUUUGAAGAAAUACAACGACGAGAAUUUGCAGCUUGCUCGUGGCAUGAAAAGCAUGCUGGACGAUACUCGUCGCUCGGCCCAACCAAAGUCCAUAAAGAAACGGACCGCUGAGACGGACUUGAGCUCUAAUCGUGCCAGCGAGGAUCGCCAAAUACCUAGUAUUGCUACUGGACGGGCUCAAAAGCGAGCUAGGGAGUACGAGAUUGAGAAGGAAGAAACGUUCCUCACCCGUCCAGCUGUCCGUCUCCCUCUGCCCGACCAUUUGAAAUCAAUCCUCGUCGAUGACUGGGAAUUCGUCACCAAGAACUUGUCGCUAGUCUCACUGCCCUCGCAAACUCCCGUCAACAGCAUCCUCGACGCAUACUUCGACGAGGAGAAAAAGAAUCGUAGACUUGGAUCUGCCGAAGCGGACCUUCUUGAGGAAGUCAUUAUGGGAAUGAAGGACUAUUUCGAACUGUGUCUUGGGAGGGCUCUUCUGUAUCGGUUUGAGCGCCAGCAAUAUUAUGAAAUCAAAAAGGGGAUUGAGAAGAAUGAAGGGGAGUAUCGUGGCAAGGGAACCAUAGCGCACCUCCCAGAACUCAUCUCCCAGACGAACAUGGACGCUCAGUCAGUGAGGAAAUUAAAGGAGGAAGUUCAGGCUCUGGCGAAUUGGUUGAACAAGAAUUCAGCGCGCUUCUUCACCCAGCCGUACGAGGUCGCUAGCGCAGAGUAUAUCGAAGCUUCUCGUGGUCUCUAA